CGAGUUUUAGAAAUCCAGAGGCUAAGCCGCUGGUUUUAGGUGGUCAAAAUAGAUGCAGCCCACAGUAAGUAGGAUAGAGUUUCCAUCUAGGACCCCUUCCUUGUUGGUGACCCCAAGUCCACAUGACACUAUAUAUACUAGGCGCACAUAGAAUUCCAAUGUAACAGUAAAAAGCAAGAAGAUAGGUUGGUGAUCAUCUCAUUCUCAUUUGAGCAACAAAGCUAGACAAGGAAGGAGAUCUUUAUUUCUGAUGGGGCGUUGGGUUAAGCCUGAGGUGUACCCUCUAAUGGCUGCGAUGACAUUUGUGACAAGCUUGUGCGCAUUUCAGCUUACAAGGAACGUGUUCCUCAACCCAGAUGUCAGAAUCGACAAAGCUAGGCGUGGAAUGGGAGUGCUGGAAAACAAGGAAGAGGGAGAGAAGUAUGCAGAGCAUGGGCUGCGCAGGUUCCUCCGCACCCGCCGGCCUGAGAUCAUGCCUACCAUCAACAAAUUCUUCUCUCAAGACGAAUGAUAUAUCUAUAAUCUAUUCUAUUCUGUAUGAUUACUUGUGAAAAGUUUACUUACUUGGGUUGGGAUUUGUAACGUUAUGGGUUCUUUUGUUUUAAUUUGUUUUGGUGAUAUUCUGUAGUUAUGUUUAUCAAUUAUACUUUAAAGUUAAUUCUUA
This is a messenger RNA of Prunus avium (sweet cherry), 664 nucleotides long. RefSeq names its product B12D protein. Lineage: Eukaryota; Viridiplantae; Streptophyta; Magnoliopsida; Rosales; Rosaceae. The record is from RefSeq and is a predicted model, not a curated record.